AUGGUGCUAAAUCUACUUUUCAUAACGACUGUGAUAAAAUCCACCUUUGGUGUUGUCACCACUGGUCUCUGGCUAAUUCCCCUAAUACUGGCCGCCAUAACUUACUACAAAUACGACAAUGUGGAUCCGGAAUCAAGAGUUUUUGAUCAAACGAAUAUCUAUAGCGAAUAUGAUUUUAUAGUGGUGGGUGCCGGUUCAGCAGGAGCUGUGGUGGCCAAUCGUUUAAGUGAAGUGCGCAAAUGGAAAGUUCUACUGAUAGAAGCUGGGCCAGACGAAAAUGAAAUAUCAGAUGUUCCCUCCUUGGCAGCCUAUUUGCAAUUGAGUAAAUUGGAUUGGCAGUAUAAAACGGAACCCUCGAAUAAGGCCUGUUUGGGCAUGAAAAAUAAUCGCUGCAAUUGGCCAAGAGGCAAGGUAUUGGGUGGAUCCAGUGUUUUGAACUACAUGCUGUAUGUGAGAGGCAAUCGCUAUGAUUAUGAUCACUGGGAAUCCUUGGGCAAUCCUGGCUGGGGUUAUGACAGCAUUUUGAAAUACUUUAAGAAAUCUGAAGAUAAUCGCAAUCCCUAUUUAAAUAAGAAUCCCUAUCAUGGCAAGGGUGGUCUCUUAACCGUGCAAGAGUCUCCCUGGCAUUCACCCCUGGUGGCUGCCUUUGUAGAGGCCGGCACUGAAAUUGGUUAUGAAAAUCGUGAUAUUAAUGGUGAAAUACAAACGGGUUUCAUGAUAGCCCAGGGUACCAUAAGAAGAGGAUCUCGCUGUAGUACGGCCAAGGCCUUUUUGAGACCCAUAAGAAAUCGUCCCAAUUUUCAUUUAUCCAUGAAUUCUCAGGUUACCAAGGUCAUGAUAGAACCGGGCACCAUGAGAGCUAAGGGAAUAGAAUUUGUUAAGAAUGGACAAGUUAUUAAGGUGUAUGCUAAAAGAGAAAUUAUUUUAUCAGCUGGAGCCAUUAAUACGCCUCAGAUAAUGAUGUUGUCGGGAAUAGGGCCGCGCAAACAUUUAGAAAAACAUGGCAUUAAGGUGUUGCAAGAUUUGCCGGUAGGAGAAAAUCUACAAGAUCAUGUGGGUAUGGGAGGUUUGUCGUUUUUGGUGGAUAAACCAGUGUCUAUAGUGCAAGAUCGUUUCAAUCCCACAGCAGUUACAUUUCAAUAUGUCUUAAGAGAACGUGGACCCAUGACCACUUUGGGUGGUGUAGAGGGUUUGGCUUUUGUGCAUACACCCUUUUCCAAUAAAUCCAUAGAUUGGCCUGAUAUACAAUUUCACAUGGCUCCCGCCUCUAUUAAUUCAGAUAAUGGUGCCCGUGUUAAAAAGGUUUUGGGCUUAAAGGAAUCAAUUUACCAAGAAGUUUAUCAGCCUAUAGCCAAUAAGGACACCUGGACCAUAAUGCCUUUGUUGCUAAGACCCCGUUCUAGAGGCUGGGUGAAGCUAAAAUCAGCAAAUCCUUUUGAUUAUCCCAAAAUUAAUGCCAAUUAUUUCGAUGAUCCCUUUGAUGCCCAAACCUUGGUAGAGGGAGCCAAAAUUGCUUUACGUGUGGCCGAAGCUAAAGUUUUCAAACAGUUUGGUUCACGUUUAUGGCAAAAAUCAUUGCCCAAUUGCAAGAAAUUCAAAUUCCUAUCGGACGAAUAUUUGGAUUGUCAAGCCCGUACUAUAUCCAUGACCAUAUACCAUCCCUGUGGUACAGCGAAAAUGGGUCCAGCCUGGGAUCCUGAAGCAGUAGUAGAUCCUAGAUUGCGUGUUUAUGGCAUUAGAGGUUUAAGAGUUAUAGAUGCCAGCAUAAUGCCCACCAUUAGUAGUGGCAACACUAAUGCCCCUGUCAUAAUGAUUGGUGAGAAGGGUGCCGAUCUGAUUAAAGAAGAUUGGUUCCACAAUCCCGAAUACAAAGUGGUAGACAAAAGUUAGCAUAACAAAAUUAAAUU
Messenger RNA from Calliphora vicina (urban bluebottle blowfly), 1907 nucleotides. Its product is annotated as glucose dehydrogenase [FAD, quinone]. The transcript has a single exon. The record is from RefSeq and is a predicted model, not a curated record. Bases 1 to 1890 code for a protein of 629 amino acids. Gene Ontology annotation, molecular function: flavin adenine dinucleotide binding; oxidoreductase activity, acting on CH-OH group of donors. NCBI's taxonomy places the organism in Eukaryota, Metazoa, Arthropoda, Insecta, Diptera, Calliphoridae.